AUGGACCUCGCUCGGCCCUUUAUCGCCGUCGCGGGCUUGACCGACGUCGAGCCCGUGGCUCAGGGGCUCGAAUUCCACGUCUUCAAGGCACAAUCGGCUGCGUACGGCCAAGUCGCCCUCCGCGUCCCGCAGCACCGCAUCUUUCAAAACGUCAACGACCCCAGCAACGACGCCAAGGAGCUCAUCGAGCAGGAGCUCAAGAUCUACGAGCUUCUCCGCCAUGGUCCCGUGCCGGUCCCGAGGCCAAUUGCGCUUCUCGAGGCGGACGGUUACCCGGCGAUGCUGAGCGAGUAUGUCGACGACGACGGCUCUGAGGCGCCGCCGGAGGAGCUUGGCCGGCUGGCUGCGCUCAUCCACGCGACCAAGUUGCCGACUGACUGGGACGUCAAAUUGGUGGCCAUGGACGGCACGGAUGCGCUCAGUGCAGUGGUCGGCAGGAUGGUGCGGCGCUUCGAGCAGCUUGCCAGAGAGGAACCUGGCGCCAGGCAUUGGAUCCCAGCGCGGAGUGACCUGGAGCCCAUCGCCGACAGCCUCAGGUCGCUCCCCAGCUGCCUGCUGCACAUGGACCUCCGCGACGUCAACCUGCGUGUCCGCAACGGGAAAGCAGUGGCGGUGCUCGACUGGACGAAUGCCCUCAUCGGGCCAGCGGCGAUAGAUUACUUUCGCAUCAUGGAGCUCGGCCAACCGGGGGAUGCAUUCGUCGAGGCGUACUCCCGACGCGCGGACGUGCCGACGGUCACGCCAAGGCAGCAGACGUUCUUGCGCCUGGAUGCCGCUCUGAUGCUGGCGCUGGUGUUUAUAUCCGAGGCUCCUGAUCCGGAGAGACGUGGGCCCUGUGUCAGGCGAGUUGAGGAACUUGUCGCGCAGUUGAGGACCCUGAGAGAGGAUGACUCCAGCUCUUCAAUGUUCAGAUAG
Molecule: messenger RNA, 915 nt
Organism: Purpureocillium lilacinum
Lineage: Eukaryota; Fungi; Ascomycota; Sordariomycetes; Hypocreales; Ophiocordycipitaceae
Source: RefSeq, a predicted model, not a curated record